AUGCACCCUGGAUUGCCAAUGCAGGACGCCCGGCGCAAGGUGCAAGCUGACGUGCUCCACGAGUUCGGGCACGCGUUGGGCCUGGUACACGAGCAUAAACACCCGCAUUGCAAGGCCAAGUGGAACUACAGCCAGCUUAUGGACAGGAAUCAAUGGGGGUUGGACCUGGUGCGUCGCAACUACGACAAUGAUACGCAUAGUGCCAUUAACACCAGGUGGGACAGGGCGUACGAUCCAAAGUCGAUUAUGCACUACGCUAUCAUGAGGGGAGAUACGCAGAGCGGGCUGAGGGAUGUCCCUGAGAAUAUUGUGCUCUCUGACAGCGACAAGGAGACGUUGGCCCUGCUCUACCCACCAGUUGCUGUUGUGAAGCAACGCUCCACGGUGCCCAAAGAGUAUACGAGGAACUAUGAGAAAGAGAAGCGGGAGAAAAGGCCAAAAGAGUCUACAAAGGACUAUGAGCAGAAGAAGAAGAAGCGAGAGAAGAAGCUCAAAGAGUCCACGAAGUACUAUAAGAAGGAAAAGGAAAUAAAUUCUAAGAAUUGGGGGCCCCGGCAAAAAUCGUAUGUCGGCGGGAACAACUCUGCCGUGGUUUGCGGAGGCUACGUGGAGGUAAGUGGUAACGCAAGUGUGGUCAUCCACGGCAGUGGCCACGUCGUCGUCUCCGGCAAUGGCGAUGCGAUCGUCUACGGUGAUAGCACGGUCUGUGCCAGCGGAAAUGCCGAUGUCUACGUCAACGGGGGUGGCUCUGCAAGGGUGAGUGGGAAUGCCAUGGUUGAAUUCACAGGCACAGGCACAGGAUAUGUCACUGGGAAUGGUUCUAUUCAUUGGAAUGCUUGA
Penicillium vulpinum is the source of this 840-nucleotide messenger RNA. RefSeq lists its product as uncharacterized. The coding region runs from base 1 to 840 and encodes 279 amino acids. Gene Ontology annotation, molecular function: metalloendopeptidase activity. The record is from RefSeq and is a predicted model, not a curated record. The transcript has a single exon. Lineage: Eukaryota; Fungi; Ascomycota; Eurotiomycetes; Eurotiales; Aspergillaceae. Gene Ontology annotation, biological process: proteolysis.